AUGGAGGCCUUCCUUCAAAGGGUUUCUUACUAUAGAAAGAUGUUCCUGACACAGUUCUUCCUCAUGGUGAGCGUCAGUUACGGUUUGAUCUUGGCAGUCGUCCUUCGACCGUGGGGGAAAAGUCUUCUCAGCAUCAGCAUUGCUGGGCGUUUGUUCUAUCGCCUGGUGCGUUGGACGACCGGGAUCCGAGUGCAGGUGGUGGAGGGAGCAGAGAGGCUGCAACUGAGGGAAGCAGUUUUCGUGGCCAAUCACCAGAGCGAGCUCGAUAUCUUCAUCUUUUCCGGGAUCAUCCCUAAGUACUGCACUUUGGCAGCCAAGAGUGAUCUGAAGGCGGUGCCGAUUAUCGGAUGGUUUUUAUGUGCGACAGAGACUCUGUUCGUCGAUUUCAAGAACAGCAAGUCGACGAUCGAUGCAUUCAAGAAAGCGGCCAUCGAGCUCAGACGACGUAGACAUGGAGUGUUCAUCUUCCCGGAAGGCGAGCGCUCCUUCUUCCUCAAGCCGAACCUUUUACCUUUUAAAAAGGGCGCAUUCCACCUUGCCGUACAAGCCCAAGUGCCUAUUGUUCCGAUUGUGGCCAGCAACUACGCGGAUAUUGCAGAAAAGCGAAGCAAGACUCUCCGUCCUGGGAAGAUUCUGGUGAAAGUCAUGGAACCGAUUGAUACCAGGAAUUUUACGGCUGCAGAUGUCGAAGGGCUUAGAACACGGACGAGAGAGAAGAUGCUCCAGGAAGUGUUGUCCCUCACUGCACAGGGUAACCCAAUCCCCCAUCCCCAAGCUGGCUGA
Cladophialophora bantiana CBS 173.52 is the source of this 783-nucleotide messenger RNA. RefSeq lists its product as uncharacterized. NCBI's taxonomy places the organism in Eukaryota, Fungi, Ascomycota, Eurotiomycetes, Chaetothyriales, Herpotrichiellaceae. Gene Ontology annotation, molecular function: 1-acylglycerol-3-phosphate O-acyltransferase activity. Gene Ontology annotation, biological process: phosphatidic acid biosynthetic process. The coding region runs from base 1 to 783 and encodes 260 amino acids. The transcript is spliced from 5 exons. The record is from RefSeq and is a predicted model, not a curated record. Gene Ontology annotation, cellular component: membrane; endoplasmic reticulum.